Microthlaspi erraticum is the source of this 1134-nucleotide messenger RNA. The record is from the annotation of a GenBank genome assembly. NCBI's taxonomy places the organism in Eukaryota, Viridiplantae, Streptophyta, Magnoliopsida, Brassicales, Brassicaceae.
AUGUCGUCCACAGUCAUCGCUUCCGUCGCUGCUAACGGUGAAAAGUCACCGUCGAAGAAGACUCCGGAGACAGAACCGACCCUAAAUCCGUCACUCCCUGAUGAUUUGGUAGUGACUUGCUUAGCCCGCAUCCCGAGAUUGCACUAUCCAACUCUCUCACUCGUCUCCAAGAGUUUGCGCUCACUCCUGUCUUCACCGGAGCUUUACCAGACUCGGUCACUCUUAAAUCGCACCGAUAUUUGUCUCUAUGUGUGCUUAAGGUUCCCUUCUGAGACCAUCCCACGUUGGUACACUCUUUCCCGGAAACCUGACAAAUUCCUCAACAACCACAUCAGUAAGAAGAACAAGAAUGCGCCAAGUGGCAAUCUCUUGGUUCCGAUCUCAUUUCUCAACUCUCCUCCUGCGGAAUGUUCAAAUCUCAUCGCUGUUGGUCAUAAUCUCUACGCACCCAUCGAAAACGCUCCAUGCGCUAACGUCUCAUUCCUUGACUGUCGAACUCACACUUGGCUCGAAGCUCCGAGCUUGCGUUUUGCCCACACCGGUACCAAGUGUGAUGGGGAUAUGUACUUUGCAGGAUGCUACGAAAAUCCAGAUUCUUUGAACUGUAUUGAAGUGUUCAACACGAACACCAAAACUUGGAAGCCUGUUCCGCCAGAAAAACGGAUAUUCACAUGUGGAAAAUUUCAAGGAAAGAUGUACAUUAGCUUGAAAGGACGUGUGGCUUAUUAUCCGAAGGAAGCGACUUGGGAAAUUGUAAGAUUGGAUACUGAUUCGGGUCAGUUAGGUGUUUGUUGCAUAAAGGACAUAUCCUAUUUUUAUUACAAGGGGGUGUUUAUGUGGGCCGACCCUAAGGUAGGAGGAGGACCACGGGGAAAAUUAGAGGGUUUAGAAGGUCUUCCUAAGUUUCCCUAUCAUAGUACGGUUAAAUUGGUGGAUUAUGGUGGUAAGAUGUUGGUUUUGUGGGACAAGCAUGUUCCUGCAAGUUGGUUUAAGAAGAAGAUGAUUUGGUGUGCGGUGAUUUCGCUUGAAAGGCGUAGCAAUGAAAAUAUUUGGGGAAAGGUCGAGUGGUUCGAUGCUGUGCUUACAGUCCCCAGGUCUUACAAGUUCGUGUUUGCUGUUGCUGCUACUGUUUGA